This is a messenger RNA of Pocillopora verrucosa, 2764 nucleotides long. RefSeq names its product TNFAIP3-interacting protein 1-like. Lineage: Eukaryota; Metazoa; Cnidaria; Anthozoa; Scleractinia; Pocilloporidae. The record is from RefSeq and is a predicted model, not a curated record. Gene Ontology annotation, biological process: cellular response to lipopolysaccharide; regulation of transcription by RNA polymerase II.
UGUUUCACUAUCGCUGUGGCUGAUUUUCAUUAAAACUGGAUCCUCACCGUGUUAACUUGAGCCAGAGAAUCAUACGCAUUACUCCAGUCUGUUUGGAACUAAGCAGAGGAGACUGGAAACAAGCAGGAGUAACUCUGGAUUAAUUCACCAACCAAAAAUAGAUAUUUGAAUUGCAAUGACAGACAUAUCAGAUGAUUCAGACACUUCAAAUCCGUCAGCAAAAUUACAGAGAGAGAUCACAAAAUUAAAGCAAGAGAACAAAGUUCUUCAUAUUCGUGCACAAGGAGUGGAAGUGUUAGGUAAAGUUCUUCAAGAUUCCCAAGAAAGCAAUACCAAACUAAAAGAAGAGGUUAGAGAGUUGAAAACCCUUCUAGACCAAAGAGGCAUUGAUGCAGCUUUAGCUGAUAUCUCAGUCAGCACUUCAGUAAAUGAUGACAGCCAGGACACAAUAAAAGAUCACGGAGAAAGAUAUUACUCAUCUAUGCUUGGGAGAAGUUCACAAAGCCAUGACUAUGUUAAUGUCACGACAGUUUCAGGACCCCAGUCACUGCCUGCAGAAUUUUCCUCCAUCUUAUGUGGAGAUUUUCACAUCAAGGAGAUACGUGAUGAGUUUGAACACAUUGGAUCUGAGCUAGAUCAAAUACAAAGAGGGACACACAAGCUUCACGAGAAUGUAAAACAGCUACCUGAUGAUGGCAGAGAAGCAGAGUUGCUGGGGAAAAUUGCACAAUUCAAUUCAAAGCUUCAUGAGUAUAUUAAGGAGGCUCGCACAAGGGAGACCCUAUCAAGUGCAUUAAUUACUGAAGAGGAAAAGUUGAAAGCAAAGCUUGCCGAAAUAGAGGCAGAACAGGCCUCCCAUGAAAAUGUGGUGCUUCAGUUGAAGAAUAAACUGGAUGAGAGCCGUGAAGAAAUGGAACAACUGCAAGAUGAAGUGAAACUCUUUAAAGAUGCUGUGUUUGUGGAAAGAGAGCAAGUAUCACCACUGGGAAACAGAAAUGAUCCUUUGUCAUUCAGUUCAAGAAAAAGUGCAUCCAAAUUACUAUCUGAUGAGGGUUUGAUAAUUGUAAAGACACCACUCUCCCAGUCUGGACCAGAAUCUUGUGAGACCUGUUGCCAGUUGAAGAGGCAAAAUGAUGAACUACAAAGGCAGCUUCUAUUGGCCAAAACUGAAAAAGAUGAAGCACUAAAACUUAAAGAAGAGGUUCUUGAUGUGAAUUACAAGUGGGAUGAACAAUACAAACUUCUGGUUGCAGCCUCAAAGAAAGACAUAAAUGAAUUAAAACAGCAAAUUGAAAUUUUGAGGUCUGGCAACAAUGGAUAUUUCACAGGAGCAUUGCUAACAGAAAAAAAGGAAUUAGAAGAUCGCUGCAAGCAACUGGAAAGUGAGUUGCAAGAGAAACAGCUAGAAAUAAACAGCCUACAGCUUAUGAUGAGGAACAAGCCUACACAUUUGAAUCUAGCACCCCAGCACUCAUCGAUGGAACAACUGCCUUCCCAUCUAUCCCUGCUGGGUGCAGCUGCACCACGCCCAGGUCCACCUUCCGAAGGUUCACCAUCCUGGCCUGGUACAACUGUUCUUGGACAGCAAAUCCCUGCAGAGGUUAUUGAUCAAAUAGAAGUUUUGAAACAACAGCUCAGAGUCUAUGCUGACGAUUUUGCCACUGAAAGAGAAGACCGUGAGAGGAAUCAGACAGAAAAAGAGAAGCUCAAAGAGGAAUUGGAUGCUGUGAAGGAGCAAUUACAAGCACUUGAGCAGCAGCUCCAGAUAUACGAAGAAGACUUCAAAAGAGAGAAGAGGGAGAAAGAAAGCCUACAGCAACAAUUAAGAGCCAAACAAACUGCAGGUGGUUACUCAUACAAUGAUCCGUUGGCCCAGAAGGCCAGGGCUGUUGCUGAACAGCAGGCCAGGGUCCAGGCCAUCAAAGAGGUACACGACCGAGAAAGGGACAGGCUGUUGAGAGGACAAACCGAGUUACAGCAACAGGUUUAUGAUCAGCCAUACAGUCGUGCUCGAUCCCAGUACAAUCCUUAUGGAAGAUAUGGCCAGGAUUACACAAACCAUGAAUCGAAGCGGCCUCUUUUGGUCCCAAGGGGUACAAUGCAUCCUUCUCAUGGAUUAAUCACACAUCCUACAAGUCAGCAGGCAACCAGAACUUCCAUUUACCAUGGAGGAGAAGUUUACCCAGACACAGUGCGAGACGUUAUAGAUUCCCCUUUGGAUGGAAACGAUGUCGAAUCAGAUUCAGGUGUUAGCAGUAAGGAGGAGGUGGUUGGACUGGAAGAAUGCCCUCGCUGCUUGAGGAAGUUUAAUGGAGAGGAUAGCGACGCAAUUCUCAAACACAUCGAGAGGUGCAUCUCCUAAGGUGGCUCAACAGUUUGCGGUACUUUUUCAGAUUGUUUCGAUGUAUCAGCACUUUCACCCUGUAUCGGUCUGUGGUAAAACAUUGGUAACGAGCAGAUGUCUGAUCAUUGGGUUGUAUGUCCUCAUCGUCCCGCGUGUUUAAGCGAUGUUUAAUUGUAUAUUACACAAUGAAAACGGCGUUAGUUCUUGCCCUCAGUGAUUGUAAAAUUGUAUUUAGUAAGCUCGGGGUACAAGUCUUUGAUUACAAAAAUGAAGUCGUUAGUUCUUUCCCUCAGUGAUUAUAAAAUGUUAUCAAGUAAGCUGGGGAGUACAAGUCUUUGAUUACAAAAAUGAAGUAUUUAGUUCUUUCCCUCAGUGAUUAUGAAAUGUUAUCAAGUAAGCUCGGGAGUACGAGUCUUUGAU